UCAGGCGUCCGCAUCCAAAUCCCGAUUCUUCUCCGCCCUAUCCAUGACCCGCUUAUCUGCUCCUUGGAGAAGCACAACAAAUACCAUGAGCCGGUUGCCCCCGUCUCCUCUAACGCUCUCCGUUGCUCUGUUCUCCACCACCAGCAGCAAUGUCUCCAGCGACGUCCUCUGUCUCCGUCCACGGACCUGGACAAGCCCUAAGCUCACGGUGGUGAUCGGGGGACGACGAGGCGGGACGGUCCGGUGUAUGGCGAACCAGCGUCGGGUCAAGAUGGUGGCCAAGCAGAUCCAGAGGGAGCUGUCGGAUAUGUUGAUCACCGACAAGGUUCUCCAGUAUGCCGUCCUCCCGGAAGCCUCCCUCGGUGCCGACCGCUACCUCUCCUCCCUCACUACUAUUAGCGGCGUCGAGGUCUCCAGCGACCUCCAGGUUGUUAAGGUGUAUGUGUCUGUCUUUGGUGAUGAUCGAGGAAAAGAGGUUGCUAUUGCUGGACUGAAGUCGAAGGUCAAGUAUGUGCGUAGUGAGCUGGGGAGGCGGAUGAAGUUGCGCCUAACUCCUGAAAUACGUUUCAUUGAAGAUGAGUCGCUAGAAAGAGGAAGCAGAGUGAUAGCCAUAUUGGACAGGUUAAAGGAAGAGAAGAGCACCAGAGAUCAAGAUGCCAAACAAUUUGAACCUCCAAAUUCUUCUGAAGAAGACGGAGAAGGUGAUAUGGAUAAUGAAGAUGAAGACAUCAUUUAUGUAAAUUAAAACAAAUUGUUGAAGCUGUGGUAUCUGCAGGGCGAUGCCAAUCAAAUGUGCCAGGAUGGAACAUGUUCUCUAGUGACUAUUUGCGUAUGUAAACCUAACUUGGUACAUUUGUAGCUUGUAAUUUAUUGAUAAAUCUAUUGAUGGUAAAACCCCAACCACAAAAAAGGGAGGAAAAAAAAUGAACUACUUGAUUUCAUCAUCAUCCCCGAGUAGGUCACCUACUUGGAUUUUCAUUCGGCGUUGUACUAUAACUUACUGACAGAGCAGCAUGGAAAUUGGAGAUUCUUUGCGCUUCAGGUACCAACUACCGUGUCUGAACUACUAAAGUGAGGGUGUUGCAGUUUUGCAGUGUGAAUUCAUUAGGCUUUAUUGUCCCAUGCUUUUCAUCUAUUUAUUUUGUGUCUAGGAUAUUUCAUACCCAUAACUAAAUAUUUGUCUGUAAUAUGAAAAAAAAAAUCCAUAUCAUCUGCAAUCAA
This is a messenger RNA of Zingiber officinale, 1221 nucleotides long. RefSeq names its product probable ribosome-binding factor A, chloroplastic. The transcript has 4 exons. Gene Ontology annotation, biological process: ribosome biogenesis; rRNA processing. Gene Ontology annotation, molecular function: ribosomal small subunit binding. The record is from RefSeq and is a predicted model, not a curated record. NCBI's taxonomy places the organism in Eukaryota, Viridiplantae, Streptophyta, Magnoliopsida, Zingiberales, Zingiberaceae. The coding region runs from base 44 to 745 and encodes 233 amino acids.